Molecule: messenger RNA, 10732 nt
Organism: Xenopus laevis (African clawed frog)
Lineage: Eukaryota; Metazoa; Chordata; Amphibia; Anura; Pipidae
Gene: prg4.L
Product: proteoglycan 4 L homeolog
Exons: 21
Coding region: 128-10732 (3534 amino acids)
Source: RefSeq, a predicted model, not a curated record
CCCAUUUCCACUAAGCUUUUCUGUGACUGGUUGUGACCAAUAUACAGUAUUUACAGCACUAUAUAAUCCAACGUGUCCAGCGUGGGAACACAGCUUCACUGUUUCUUCCAUACAAGGAAUUCUUAUAAUGGAAAGGAUAUAUUAUAUCACACAAGUUGCUGUUGGCCUUUUAAUCUGCUUCUCUGUGGUGUCAGCUCAAGGUGAAGGAAGCUGUGUUGGGAGAUGUGGUGAAGGGUAUUUUCGAGGGCAUUCUUGCCAUUGUGAUUAUAACUGUAUGUCUUAUAUGGAAUGCUGCCGGGACUUCAAGGCAGUGUGCACAACAGAAAACUCCUGCCGUGGAAGAUGCCAUGAAGGCUUCAUAAGGGGACAGGCGUGUGAUUGCGACCCCAACUGUUUGAAUUAUGGCAAGUGCUGUCCAGACUAUGAUUCUAUCUGUGCUAAACCAAUUCAGAGACGCUCGCCUGCCCCACGACCCCCUGAAGAGAGAGGUAAUCUACCUGAUAAGGAACAAGAUACUGAGAAGGAACAAGAUAAAGUGCCACAAGAUACAGAUCAGAGAAAUGGAGAUCUGCCAAGGAAAGUACCUAAAAAGCCUACUAAAAACAAAAUUGGUGACAAAAUAGAUGGUUCUGAUCAGCAGCCAAAAGAGCCUGACCAGGACUCAACAACACCACCCCCAAACGUCAUAACCCCACAACCAGUGAAAGAGAAAAAGCAACCACCUAAAAAACCUAAAAUCCCAAAGAAGAAACCCAAGAAACUUGUAGAGACAGAGGAGGACAUUGAAGAAACAGAGGAAAAUGAGACAUCAUCUAUGUUUUCUACUACUCGGACGAAGGGGACCACAAUAAAACGAACUAGAAAAGACCCAAAGAAAAAGAAGCCAAAAGAUAAAAAAUUGAAUCCAAAGGCAAAUGCAACAGAACCAAUUAAAGAAAGUUUCACUCCUUCUUUACCGCCACCUCCUGACAAUAAUGAAAAUGCACUAAUGACACCCCAAACUCCACGUGUUGGUGAUGAUAUUGAAGAUCCAAAUGGCUCAAAGGAAGAUUCUACUGAUAACCCACCCUCAUCAACUACUCCAAAGACUGCAAAGAAACGGUCUCCACCUAAGACAAACAAAAAAGAGAUAAAUAAAAAUCAAGAGAAAGAUGAGCUAACGAAGCAAAGCAAUAAAAAGAAACCUUCACCUGAAGAUAUAAAAGGAAAAGAGAAGACUAAUCCCAAGGGGGAAAAGAAAGAUCCUUCUAAGGGCCCAGAUACAUCAGAAAAAAAGCAGAUAAAGAAACCAGUCUCCAGAGGUCCAAGGAAGAGAAUAAUAAAAAAUUUUUUGGAAGAUGAUACAGAAGAACCAUCAAAAAUAGUCAACAAAAAGAAACCUCCACCUAAAGACAUCAAUAGAAAAAAGAAGGUUGAUUCAAAGGAAGAAAGACAAGAAAUUGUGGAAAGCGAGUUCACAAAUUCUUCUCAAUCAUCAUCUUCCCGUCGCAGAAGCAAAUCAACGACCAGACGGAUGUCUGAAAAUAAUAAAGAUGUCAAGAAUAAAAAUAACAAAAAGAUUCCUGAUGUAAAGCCUUUAAUACCCCCAAAGAGAAAAAAGGACAAGGACUUUCUUCGAACACCUGAACCAACUCCUAGAGAUGAAGGCUCUGGAGAUGAUGGGAGUGGAAUGGUCUUUCUGCAGACAACCCCAUCAACUACUUCUCUACCUACUUCAUUACCAAAAGAAACCUUUUAUAGCACAGAAACACCUAAACCUCUAUCUACAGAUGAACAUUCCUUGAAAACUACCCCUGUGAUGAACAUUUUUACUGACCUUUCAAGCGCUUCUACGGAUAAAACGAAAGAACCUUUCAAGCAAACAGAAAAUCCUGCCCAACCAACAGAAGAUAGCACAAGUAAGGCAACUGCAAAUGAUGAAAAUAAUGUGAGAACUUCUAUUGCUUUGACAAGUAGACCAGUAAAUGAAACAAGUACUGAUCCUUCUCAAAAUGUAGGCAGUAUUUCAAAGCAGCCGCAAAUCACAACUAGUAGCGACACAGUGACUUCAUUUUAUAGAAAUAUUGACAAAACAACCUUAGUUCAUACAAAUAAUCCACUUACUGAUGAAGAAAGGGCAGGAAACCAGAAAGGAAAUACAGGGGAUUCAAGAAUAACUGUAGAAAACUCAACUAUUAUUAAAUGGACACCAUAUACAACACAAUCAAUGACAACAGAAGAAAUGGAUAAAAACACACCCUUAUUUGAGGAAGCAAAUAAGGAUGGAUUGCUUAUUUAUCCUACUGUUUCAUCACAGAAUAUGGAGAAUUUUACUUUGUUACCCACAGAGAUAAAAAUACAACAGACAACUGCUAGUACAGAAGGGAGCAUCAAUGAUGGCUUAACAACCACACAUUCUGAAAGUAAAAAUUCUUCAUUUUCCGCUGAAACCGUGUUCACAGACAUGUCAACAACUAUUUUAACAACACUGAGAAUGAGUCCAUCAAUGAGCCACCCUGAAACAUCAAAAAUAUCAAGAGGCAUAUCAACAACAGACUCAACAGUAACACGAGUUACAGAUAAUGUAUCUGGUUUUGUUUUGCCCAGUGAGCCUGAUGGAAACAAUCCACCGAUGGUUUCAAAGGAAUACACAGACAGAACUACUACAGUAGUACUCACAAGUGUAUCUAACUCCAUUGGCCAAAGUUCUGAUAAUAACUUAAGUGGGCACACAGAACAAUUAUACACAGCAUAUGCACUGAAUAUAACAUCUACUGAGAUAACACAAUCUGGACAGUCAAGUCCAACAAAUGAAGUGCCCAAGACAGCUGUGCAAGAGCCAACUCAAGUUCCUGCAGACAGCUCAGCUCUUGUAACAGUGGAAACCAGUCCAGACCAUUUAGUUGGGUCUAGCUUGCCAACAGUAGAUGCACCACAAUCUUUGAGUCCUGCUCAAGAAAAUAGCACACGCCAGUCACACAGUUCAACAAUGAAUAGAGGCUUAAAUGGAGAGCUGGCCUCCACUGUUGCAAAACAGCCUUCAGAGAUACAUACAGGAGACAUUGUGACACCAGGUUAUAUUGAUUAUAUCCAUUCUAAACUUCCAACACAAAGUAGCUCCAGCUCCAGUAAUUUAGAUAUAACAGAGCAAACAGCAAGUACAACAGAACACUCAUCUCAUACAUACAAGUCAACAACUGUAAAAGAAAAUGAGAGUAGACCAGCUGUCACACAAACACCACAAAAAGAUCAUUCAGAGAUUGCUGUGUCAGCCACUGACACUAGAACUGAAGUUAUUUACAGCACACAUUCUACACAGAGUACAGAACAAUCUACUCUGACUAAGGAAGCACCUUUAUCAACAGCUUUAAAUAAAGAUAUAGAUAAAGGAUAUACUAAUCUGUUAGAUACAAAGGGUAGUGAAGCCCCCACAGAAGCUUCUACUAUGAUCACUCAACAAUUAAAUACAAAUAAUAUCUUCAGUCCAACAGUAACAGUAAAUCUAGGACAUAAAACAUCAAUUAAUGAGGCUACAAGUGAGCAAGCUAUAGUAAACACCCCUGAAACAAAACAAAGUAUUACAGAUAUGCCAAAGACAGUUCCAAAUGAGAGAAACACUGAGGGUAUGGUUAGUGUCAAAACACCUAAUUCAGCAUUUGUGGAGCCCACACAAUGGCAGCAUACAGACCAAUCAUCAAAAGCUCCACAGCCUGUGGAAUUAAAUGAGGAACGUAUACACAGUUCUACUGGUGAUACCAUUGAAGAUCAUGCAGUAUCUGUUGAAGAUAUUGGUUCUGCUGCCUCACAUUCCACCUCAAGUGCCAAUGCUGUUACUUCAGAUACAAAUACUUUAGGUGCAAUCAUUUUAUCAACACUGUCUUCAGAUAAAACUACUCAAACUGAGAUGCAAAAGGCUAGCAUAACUAGAACGACACAGCUCCCUAUCGAUUUAGUUGGGUCUAGCUUGCCAACAGUAGAUGCACCACAAUCUUUGAGUCCUGCUCAAGAAAACAGCACACGCCAGUCACAAAGUUCAACAAUAACAAUGUACAGAGGCUUAAAUGGAGAGCUGGCCUCCACUGUUGCAAAACAGCCUUCAGAGAUACAUACAGGAGACACUGUGACACCAGGUUAUAUUGAUUAUAUCCAUUCUAAAGUUCCAACACAAAGUAGCUCCAGCUCCAAUAAUUUAGAUAUAACAGAGCAAACAGCAAGUACAACAGAACACUCAUCUAAUAUAUACAAGUCAACAACUGUAAAAGAAAAUGAGAGUAGACCAGCUGUCACACAAACACCACAAAAAGAUCAAUCAGAGAUUCCUGAGUCAGCCACUGACACUAGAACUGAAGUUAUUUACAGCACACAUUCUACACAGAGUACAGAACAAUCUACUCUGACUAAGGAAGCACAUUUAUCAACAGUUUUAAAUAAAGAUAUAGAUAAAGGAUAUACUAAUCUGUUAGAUACAAAGGGUAGUGAAGCCCCCACAGAUGCUUCUACUAUGAACACUCAACAAAUAAAUACAAAUAAUAUCUUAAGUCCAACAGUAACAGUAAAUCUAGGACAUAAAACAUCAAUAAAUGAGGCUACAAGUGAGCAAGCUAUAGUAAACACCCCUGAAACAAAACAAAGUCUUACAGAUAUGCCAAAGACAGUUCCAAAUGAGAGAAACACUGAGGGUAUGGUUAGUGUCAAAACACCAGAUUCAGCAUUUGUGGAGCCCACACAAUGGCAGCAUACAGACCAAUCAUCAAAAGCUCCACAGCCUGUGGAAUUAAAUGGUGAUACCAUUGCAGAUCAUGCAGUAUCUGUUAAAGAUAUUGGUUCUGCUGCCUCACACUCCACCUCAAGUGCCAAUACGGUUACUUCAAAAACAAAUACUUUAGGUGCAAUCAUUUUAUCAACACUGUCUUCAGAUAAAACUGAGAUGCAAAAGACAAGCAUAUCUGGAACGACACAACUCCCUAUAGACACUUCACUAUCAGUAACAGUGGGAUCAAAGACAGGAGACUUGUCUAGUCAUAAAAUAUUAGAUACAACCCCCAAUAUUCACACACUAAACCAACAUACAAGUGAUUCCAAAGUUGAUGUCUUUACAGAUCCCAACAUAGUAACUGAAGGAACAACAUCAACCGGUGGUCAGGAAAGCUCAAGCGCAAUAAAUAAAACCCCAGAUGUUAGGCCAAUGGUAACCAUAACUGAAGCCUCCCAGAUACCAGAAAUUACAACGACAGUGGAAAGUACAGCACCCUUAAGAGAAAAUACUUCUCCAGCUAUGACUUUAAAAAAAUGUAUGGUGACAACAGAAGAACAAAAAAUAGAUCAAUCCCCAGCAGCCUCUUUUCCUAGUGAAAUAUCUGAAAAACCAAGAUCUUCAGAAACAGAUGUACCUACUGAAAUUAUUAGUAUGGAACUUGCCACUAGAGAUACAAAUGAUCUAAAUACCAUAAGUGAUGUGGUUACUGAAGGAGCACUCACAAGUAAUUUCAGACUAACAAUGAGUGUACCUGAAAUCACAGAAAACCCUCCAGUGGUUGUAAAAACAGAAACAGGUACAAAAUCUAUAUCUGUUCUUUCUACAGCAAGUUUGAAACCCAUAGAUGCACAGAGUAUAGGUCAGGUAUCUGAAACUUCAUACCCUACUGAUUUCCCCCAAAAAAGCUUCACAGCAAUUGCAGGAGAUGGAAUCUCUGGCACUAGUCCCAUUAUUGUGACUGGACAAACCAAUAAAGAUAUUAAUAAACUAAGUGAAACAGUACCUAAUCUAGAGACCACCCAUGACCUUGUGGAACACUUUGAAACUGUAACAAAUGCAGAUAGAACACUGAAUAUAGGAAAAACUCCAGAUACCCCAGACGGGAAAAGCUUAAAUAGAUCAGCAAGUGAAGAACACUUGUCUACUAUAGCUGCCACUGGAAACAGUCUUACUUUUGGCAUAACAGCUUCUCAAAUGCCAAAUCUAGCAAAUGAGAAAGACUCAACAGUAGGAGUAAGUACAGAACAACCUAAGACAGAAAUAUGGACAACAAGUACAAGGCAUACAAUAAGUUCAACAGCACAAUUAUUACCCUACAAUUCAAGUGAUGCCAGCACAGAAACAAUGCUUGAUACUUUUAGAUCUAGUACUGCAUCUUUGGAACAAACCAGGGCUGUCACUGAAGAACUACAUGAAGGGCAAACAUCACCUGAGAAUGAGCUAACUACACAUAGCAGUGCAAGUUACACAGACCCCAUAAUUGGCACUUCAUUAUAUAAAGAAGUUGAACAAAAGGAACAUUUGGUUACAGAUAAAACAAAUUCUGAUGUAUCCUCAUCAGAUACAUCUUCACCAGCUUCUUCUACAACAGGAACACUUACAAACCAGUCAUCAUUUUUCACUGCACAUAUAAAUACAGAUCAGAAAAGUCCAGAAACAUCCACAAUAACUUCAAAAGAGCAUCACAUAAUAGCCAACAGUACUGUGAAACAUGUACCUACAAUACUAGAUAAAACUAGUGAAAAAUCUGUUCCUUUGACUACAGGUUUAGUUGAGACAACUAGAGGCAAUAUUAUGUCAUCUUUGUUCACGGAUGGCAAGGAAGGGAAAUCGGUAUCACCAACCAUAGGACCAAGCAAAGUAUACACUAGUUCUCUAAAGGCAGAUUUAGAGACAUCAACAGAAAACAUCAAAGAAAGCACAAUGCAUUCACUUAGUUCACCACAGUCCUCAGUGUCUACAGGGAAAUGGGAUGAGAAUGCUAGAGACACAACUGUAUAUACAACAAGCACUUCAAUAUUCUUUAAUGAGUUUACGACACUAGAACCAAAGAAAACGGAUGUAGUUACAAGUAAUGCAAGCACUGAAUCUUACCCUCCUAGUAAUAUGCAGAAAGAGAAAGAUCAUCCAUCCAACACUCCCAUUAUGACUGAUGUAAGCAGUGUCCCCAUAUCCACUUUACAUAAACAGUUAACUAAAUAUGAGUCUCCAGUAGCUGAGCCACCAGAGUUGAGUUCAAAGCAUGCUGGUGUUCCAGACAUUACAUUUGGACCAGGAGUACUUUUUACAAACAUUUCAGCUACAGAAGCCACAGAUUUAACUAGACUGAGCAGCCAUUAUACUAUUAAUACACCAGAAAGCACAACAGAAACAAUCCCAAAAUUAAGCAGUGGCACAACGGAAGUAAAUACUAGCCUUGAAGAUACAUUUUCAAAGAGUACCAAUAAUUUAUUUACACCUUCUUUUGGUUUUUCAGUGAACGCAGUGACCACUCUCCAGGAACAAAGCACACCAGAUAAUAAAACUAACGAUAAUAGUCAUACAACCAGUUCUGAAGGAUUGCAGACAUCUACCAGUUCCAUGCUAAAUUCCAGUACCUCUAUUGGCCAAACAAAUGAGCCAUCUUCUAGUAUAGUCAGAAAUAUGUAUGAUACCCCUAAUCAAACAAGUACUGUAGAAUAUAGCACACUUAAGCUAUCUGAAAAGAAAAAUGUUUCUUCUGGGCACAGCACAGUGUUUUUUACAACACAAACUAUUGUUUCAGUACCUACUAGCAAUGCAGUGGAAAGUAAAGAGAAUAGUACAAGUCCAGAAGGGACAUAUGGAUAUUCAUCUCCGACCCCAGGACAAAAAACGGAAGAUUUACCAACUUCUAAACCACAACUCACUUCAUCUGAUGUGAAUAUAUCAGGCAACAGAACAUUUGCAGAUAUUAAGGAGACAACAACUACCAGUUCAACCACACAACCAAUGGAAAGUGUUUCCACAACAACACAAGUAAAUGUUGCUUCUCUGCAAUCCACAGUUAAAUCAUCAGAAAAAGAAGACAAUACUACCAAAGAAGUAACUACUAAGCCAUUGCUAACAGAACAACAGACUAACAACCCUUCCGUUUCUUCUGGGCACAGCACAGUGUUUUUUACAACACAAACUAUUGUUUCAGUCCCUACUAGCAAUGCAGUGGAAAGUAAAGAGAAUAGUUCAAGUACAGAAGGGACACAUGGAUAUUCAUCUCUGACCCCAGGACAAAAAACGGAAGAUUUACCAACUUCUAAACCACAACUCACUUCAUCUGAUAAUACAUCUGGCAAUAGAACAUUUGUAGAUAUUAAGAAGACAACAACUACCAGUUCAACCACACAACCAAUGAAAAGUGUUUCCACAACAACACAAGAAAAUGUUGCUUCUCUGCAAUCCACAGUUAAAUCAUCAGAAAAAGAAGACAACACUACCAAAGAAGUAACUACUAAGCCAUUGCUAACAGAACAACAGACUAACAACCCUUCCAUUUCUUCUGGGCACAGCACAGUGUUUUUUACAACACAAACUAUUGUUUCAGUCCCUACUAGCAAUGCAGUGGAAAGUAAAGAGAAUAGUUCAAGUACAGAAGGGACACAUGGAUAUUCAUCUCCGACCCCAGGACAAAAAACUGAAGAUUUACCAACUUCUAAACCACAACUCACUUCAUCUGAUGUGAAUACAUCUGGCAACAGAACAUUUGUAGAUAUUAAAGAGACAACAACUACCAGUUCAACCACACAACCAAUAAAAAGUGUUUCCACAACAACACAAGUAAAUGUUGCUUCUCUGCAAUCCACAGUUAAAUCAUCAGAAAAAGAAGACAACACUACCAAAGAAGUAACUACUAAGCCAUUGCUAACAGAACAACAGACUAACAACCCUUCCGUUUCUUCUGGGCACAGCACAGUGUUUUUUACAACACAAACUAUUGUUUCAGUCCCUACUAGCAAUGCAGUGGAAAGUAAAGAGAAUAGUUCAAGUACAGAAGGGACACAUGGAUAUUCAUCUCCGACCCCAGGACAAAAAACGGAAGAUUUACCAACUUCUAAACCACAACUCACUUCAUCUGAUAAUACAUCUGGCAAUAGAACAUUUGUAGAUAUUAAGGAGACAACAACUACCAGUUCAACCACACAACCAAUGAAAAGUGUUUCCACAACAACACAAGUAAAUGUUGCUUCUCUGCAAUCCACAGUUAAAUCAUCAGAAAAAGAAGACAAUACUACCAAAGAAGGAACUACUAAGCCAUUGCUAACAGAACAACAGACUAACAACCCUUCAGUUUCUUCUGGGCACAGCACAGUGUUUUUUACAACACAAACUAUUGUUUCAGUCCCUACUAGCAAUGCAGUGGAAAGUAAAGAGAAUAGUUCAAGUACAGAAGGGACACAUGGAUAUUCAUCUCCGACCCCAGGACAAAAAACAGAAGAUUUACCAACUUCUAAACCACAACUCACUUCAUCUGAUGUGAAUACAUCUGGCAACAGAACAUUUGUAGAUAUUAAGGAGACAACAACUACCAGUUCAGACACACAACCAAUGAAAAGUGUUUCCACAACAACACAAGUAAAUGUUGCUUCUCUGCAAUCCACAGUUAAAUCAUCAGAAAAACAAGACAACACUACAAAAGGAGUAACUAAUAAGCCAUUGAUAAGAGAACAACAGACUAAAAACCCUUCAGUUUCUUCGUUUCCCAAAAGCACAGUGAAAUAUGAUGUGGAAAAGAGGCCUACUGUGCCAAAAAGUGAUAACAGGAACACUUCAAGUUCAAGGGUCAUCUCUGUAGAACAGAUGGAAAAUAAAUAUAACGCUAACCCUCCUCAUUCACUUGACCACUUUAGCAUCUGUGAGAUGCUUCUUGAUAAAGAGAACAAACUUGGAAUAUCAGAGAGUGACCUCCAGCUCAUAAGAAAAAUAUGUAUGGAGAUACAUUCCAACUUCACAAGUGUAAGUACCCCUUCUUCAGAAACAAAGCUGCCUUCUCAAAAUCCUAGUGAUAGUCCACCGAAACACUUCACAACCCAAUCCAGAGUGGAUCAACCAAAUGAAAAACUACUGCCCAAUAAAACAAUCAUUCAGAUUGUGGAGGAGAUCAGCAGGAAGCAUUUGCUAUUUCCAUCUCAUAAAACAAAUAAAUCAGCAGCCUGGAUAUUGCUGCUUAAGAAAAUCAGAAGUCCACAGGAUCCCCAGAUGAAUUUAUGCAAUGGGCAACCUGUGAAUGGAAUGACCACACUGCAAAAUGGCUCCAUGGUAGUUUUUAGAGGUCAUUAUUUCUGGACGCUGAACCAGGGAGGAGCUGUCAGACAAGCAAGGAAAAUCAGUGACGUGUGGGGCAUCCCUUCUCCUGUCGACACAGUAUUUACACGAUGCAACUGUGCUGGAAAAACAUUCUUUAUUAAGGGUCCACAGUAUUGGCGUUUCACCAAUGAUGUCAUGGACAAGGGAUAUCCUAAAGAAAUUUCCACAGGAUUUGGUGGUCUGAAAGGUAAAGUCACAGCAGUCCUAUCUGUGGCUGGAUUCAAAACAAGACCAGAGUCUGUUUACUUCUUCAAAGGAGGUGGAAACGUUCAGAAAUACACUUUCCGGCAAGAACAAUCCAAACGAUGCACGAAAAAAAGGCAGCCGACUGUACAAUACCCAAUCUACUCUCACAAUAUUCAAACCGUAAAGUACCGUUAUCCACGAGAUAUACAGAAACAGCAGAGAAACAUACAGAGAACCGUGAUAACCAUUAAGCAGGAGCCAUUAGGAAUUCUUCACCAAGAGAUUUCAGUUCGAUCAACUUGGAGGGGGAUCCCAAACAGCAUUGUAUCUGCAAUAUCUUUGCCAAAUUCCCACAAGCCGGAUGGGUUUGAUUAUUUUGUUUUUUCCAAAGAGAAAUAUUACAACAUAAACAUAACCAGUAAAGUUGCAGUGAAGCCGCCGCCCAACUCUGAACAGAAAAUAUCAAAGGACUGGUACAAAUGCAAAGAAUGA